AUGUGCUUGGUAGUUGCUCAAGAAAUCCUUAGACAAAGACUUUUGAUUUCAGAUGCAGCUCACUGUGAACCCUGCCCAGAAGACCAAUUUCCCAACAAGGACAAGGACCAAUGCAUUGCCAAGAAGAUCCACUUCCUCUCCUAUCAAGACACCCUGGGAUACACCUUAGUUUUUCUUGCUCUUUUUCUCUCAGUGAUCACUUCUGCAGUCCUGGUGAUUUUCUAUAAACACCAUGACACACCAAUUGUCAAGGCCAACAAUCGAGAUCUCACCUACAUCCUCCUGGUCUCCCUUCUGCUCUGCUUCCUCUGUUCCUUCCUCUUCAUUGGUCAACCAGGGAAGAUCACUUGUCUCUUUCAACAAUCUACCUUUGCCAUUCUCUUUUCCCUUGCAGUUUCCUCUGUGUUGGCAAAGACUGUCAUGGUGAUUCUGGCUUUCAUGGCCACCAAGCCAGGGAACAAGACAAGGAAACUCUUGGGAAAACCACUGAGCAACACCAUUGUCAUAGCCUGUCCUCUGGUCCAAGCCCUUCUUUGUGCCACCUGGCUGGGAACUUCUCCUCCAUUUCCCAACUUGGACUUCCACUCCUUAUUUGGAGAGAUCAUCUUGGAAUGUAAGCAGGGCUCAGCUGUAAUGUUUUAUGGUGUCCUCUCUUACCUAGGUCUUUUGGCCCUUGUCAGUUUCACAGUGGCCUUCCUGGCUAGGAAAUUGCCUGAUAGUUUUAACGAAGCCAAGUUCAUUACUUUUAGCAUGCUGGUCUUUUGCAGUGUUUGGAUCUCCUUCCUCCCCACCUAUUUGAGUGCCAAAGGGAAGUCCAUGGUGGCUAUGGAGAUCUUCUCCAUUUUGGCAUCUGGGGCUGGUCUCUUGACUUGCAUCUUUUUCCCCAAAUGCUACAUUAUUCUACUGAGGCCUGAUCUGAAUUGUAGAGAAAACAUAGUAAGAAACAAAAAUUUCUAA
Molecule: messenger RNA, 957 nt
Organism: Thamnophis elegans (Western terrestrial garter snake)
Lineage: Eukaryota; Metazoa; Chordata; Lepidosauria; Squamata; Natricidae
Product: vomeronasal type-2 receptor 26-like
Exons: 1
Coding region: 1-957 (318 amino acids)
Biological process (GO): G protein-coupled receptor signaling pathway
Cellular component (GO): membrane
Molecular function (GO): G protein-coupled receptor activity
Source: RefSeq, a predicted model, not a curated record